Salvia splendens (bonfire salvia) is the source of this 1402-nucleotide messenger RNA. Its product is annotated as RING-H2 finger protein ATL66. The transcript has 3 exons. The record is from RefSeq and is a predicted model, not a curated record. NCBI's taxonomy places the organism in Eukaryota, Viridiplantae, Streptophyta, Magnoliopsida, Lamiales, Lamiaceae. The coding region runs from base 626 to 1273 and encodes 215 amino acids.
UGUAUUAAAUAAUCAACUCCUUGUCUCCUUGUCUCGUAUUGUUUGCAAGUAUCUUCUUUCUCACUUCUUAAUUCUCACCAUUAAAGGUGCCACAGCCACUCUACUCUCUUUCUCCUUUUCUCUCUCCUGUUUAAAUUUUCCCUUAUUUUUUGGUUGCUUGUAUUUUCACACCAUGGGUCUCGUUGACUUGGGUUCAGCUAAAUUCCACUAUGGGUUUUCUCCCACCUUCACCAUUACCGUCUUCUUUGGAUAUGCGGUCGAAAUAGCAUGUUAGAGAGAGAGAGGGAGGAGUUGUAGGAGUCUUAAGAAGAGUUAGACUUGAUAAAGAUUGAAUUUUUUUUGUAGGAUAAUUUAAAAUAGGUAUGCAGUAGUUGUUCAAAGAUGCAGUCUUUUCUAGCUUUUCCGAUUUCUUGAUUCAUAGCCUUGUAUUUGUUGGAGGGUUCUUUUUAAUUUUAUUUUAGCUGCUAUGAACAGUGCAAGAUUUGAAAAUUUCGGGUAUUUGCAGUUGUGGGACACUCAAAUUAUUAGUAGAAAAAGUAGAUAGAGGUGAAUUUCAAAGGAAAAAAGCAAACUUGAUUAUUUUUGUGAAGUAGGCAGGCGACAGUCAAUAGCAAAAAGGGUAAAAAUGAUAACUCCAGGUAUAAAUUUAGUGAUGACAGUGAUUGGAUUUGGAUUGAGUAUUAUGUUCAUAGUGUUUGUGUGCACGAGGCUAAUUUGUGCUAGGAUACAAUUGAGUGCAUCACGCAGGUCUCUUGCCAGAGCUAAUAGAUCUGAUCUUAGCAAUUUGGAGAGGGGUUUACAUGGUCUCGAGCCUCUAGCGCUGGCCAACUUUCCUGUGAUGAAGUAUAGAGAGUUAUGCUUGUCCUCCAGAGAAAAUGCUUGCCAGAGAUGCACGGUAUGCCUGGCCGACUACCACGAGGAAGACAUGCUGUGCGUGCUGCCAGUGUGUGGGCAUUCAUUCCAUGCAACGUGCAUUGGGAUCUGGCUGCAGCAGCAAUCCACGUGUCCUGUUUGUCGGAUUUCUCUGCGCGAGCUUCCAGAGAGGAAGUGGUAUAUGCAGCCGAUGUUCAGCCAAGCAGUGCGGUCUCAGUACCGGAUGCAGUCAGUUAACGCGCACUAUUAUUGCCACUGCAUGGCAAACGGGAACAGGCCAAGAUCGAACGAGCAUGUUGAGGAGCCAUCGGAGGGUGGUGCAGUCCAUGCCGGGCACAGCAACUCGGGUAUUGCUCAUGAAAAGAAUCGAAAACCAGAGAGCCCGUCGUCAAACCAGUAGUGAGCCAGCUUGUUGGUGUUGGUUUUUUUUGUAAAUAUGGUGUUGGUUUUUUCUCCUCUUUUACCUUGUAUGAGGAUUUUUUUUACUUCAUUUGGAAAGCAAUGUGAUAGUAUAAGUUAGAGCGGUUAA